CUGCGUAGCUGAUAAGAUAAGAGGAAAAGGAAUAGGAUGGGAGAGCGUAGUAGAGGCUCAAUUGCGCUUCGUUUGCCAUGGCGGGAGUCACCGUUCUUUUAGUUGGCAUUCUUCUCGUAUUCAUCAUCCAAGAUCUCAUUCAGAAGAUCCUACGAUGGAGGAAAAUGCCUCCAGGGCCGUGGGGGAUUCCUCUGUUGGGCUACGCACCCUUCAUCGAUCGGGAGCAACCGUUGAAGACGUUCCUCGAACUCAAGAAGAAAUACGGGAACAUAUUCACGGUGACGAUCGGGAACGUGGAACACGUGAUCAUCUGCGAGCAGGAAAUCGUGAAGGACGCCUUCUCCCGAGUGGAAUUCAGCUACAAACCAGAAUCCUUUGCUUUCAUCUCUGCCGCCGAGGGACAUAACGGUCUGCUGACGGGACACGGACCGACUUGGAGAGACAAUCGUCGUUUCACCUUGAAGACAUUGAGGAAUUUCGGAUUCGGGAAGACGACGAUCGACGGGAUCAUCCAGCACGAAGCCCUCACGACCUGCGACAUUUUCCGACGUCACCUGGGGAAACCGUGUGACCUCGAUUACACCAUCAACGUCGCCGCUCUCAACGUCAUCUGGAAACUGACCUCCGAUCAGCAAUUCAGUCAAGAGGACGAGAAGGCGAUGCUUUUCUUCAACCUCUUGGAUAUGAACCUGAAGGACAUCAAAGACCUCGGUGCGUUGCAGUUCUACAUCUGGCUCCGACAUUUCUGGCCGUCCGUUAAGAGUUCCUUCGGUCGCAUCAUGGGCAGAAUCGAUUUCGUCAAGGAGACUUUCAAGAGCCUCUAUAUGGAGCACAAGAAGACGUUCGACCCAAACAACAUCCGAGAUUACAUCGACGUUUACCUCAACGAGAUGAAAGAACAGGAGGAGAAAGGGGAAAAGAAUCCCAACUUCAACGAGCUGCAGCUGCUGAUCAACAUGCAAGAUUUGUAUUUUGCGGGGAGUGAGACGACGGGGAACACGGUGCGAUGGGCCAUCCUUCUCCUGACCCUCAAUCCCGACGUUCAAAAACGCGCUCAAGAGGAAAUCGACUCCGUCAUCGGCCGGGACCGGGUCCCCUCGUACGACGACAAGAAAAGGAUGCCGUACGUGGAAGGGAUGAUCUGCGAGAUCCAGCGUCACGCGGACGUGCUACCGUUCGGUCUGCCUCACAUGACUUCGCCCGACCACAACGUCACCCUCGCCGGAUACACCAUCCCCAAGAGCACGACGGUGCUGGCUUUCUUGUACGGGAUGCAUAAAGAUGAGAAAUUUUGGCCGGAACCCACGAAGUUCGAUCCCACUCGAUUCCUGGAUUCCAACGGGAAACUGCGGACCAAGGUCCCCGGUUUCAUGCCUUUCGCUCAUGGGAAGAGACAAUGUCUGGGAGAGAGUUUGGCGAACAUGGAGCUCUUCAUCUUCUUAGUGACAUACUUGCAGAAAUUUACGUUUCGGCUCCCAGACGGAGUGAAGACACUGAGGACUGAUCCCUGGUUCAUGGAGGUCCUCAGCAAGCCUCAUCGGUACAACGUGGUCGUCGAAGAACGUCUUUGACCCUUCAUCAUAAUCAUCCCAUUUACACGUCUAUGUUUACUCAGCUCCACAGAAUUGUCUUUCUUUUUUCUUGUGUUUCACGAACGAGGCUAAUCAGGACUCAAGAUUCCGGGGCCCAUAGUUUGAUGGUGCGAUCAAAGGAGGACGUAACGAUGUAUGGACCAUCUCUUUGGAUGUCAACUCCCAUCACUUUGUUGUCAUGACCUGAUAGUUUCUUAAUGGGCUGCCACUGUGGGUGACUCCACACCUGAAAUUAAAAUGAGUAGACAUUCUCUCAAAACGAGAUAUCAUUUCGGAACAAAACAUGUACACUUGGAAGAUCCCCGAGAAUAAAGGAAAAAUAUAGAGAAAGGUA
Messenger RNA from Darwinula stevensoni, 1926 nucleotides. The record is from the annotation of a GenBank genome assembly. Lineage: Eukaryota; Metazoa; Arthropoda; Ostracoda; Podocopida; Darwinulidae.